UCGACGUUGACAAUUAGGACGUCAAUCAAUUUUGUUUUUCUUCAUACAUGUUUUCCUUUGCCCUACAAAAAAACGUUUUUCCGUAAAUUUCCCGAAAAUGUCGAAACAAAAUCGCAAACGAAAAAUCAGCCCAACUCCAGAAGACGCCGAACUAAUCCCUACCAAAGAAAAAACCCGCCCCAACGACGAUCCUGAACUGGGCCAGCUGUCUCGAAUGCUGUUUGGUGACUCCAAAGCCUUUUUGCGUAGCCUCGAAGAAGCUGAACACGAAACUGCGGGGCCUUCCGGCGAAGCUGAGUUCAGCUUCAGCAAUCACCCAGACUCGGGUAUCGAUGGUGGUUCUUCAGAGGACAGCGACGAAAUUGACCACAGAAAACCUGCAUGGUCAGAUGAAGAGGAUGAAGGAAUUGAAGUUGGCGAAGCCCUUGACGCCCAAAAUCGUAAAUUACCUUCAGGAGGUUUACAUGAUCGCAAAAAUAAAUACUCUACCUUAGUAAAACACAAAUUUAUGUCAAUAGUUGGCACUCCUAAAUGGGCCAAACUUAGAAAACAUGCUGACAAUGAGGAAAUAUUAAAAACAGCAGGAUUCAUUAACAAAACAGCCAAACAAACUUCACUACCAGCAACUUCUUUGGAGUUCAAAAAAGUCAAAGAUUUAAAUUCAGAAACCUAUACAGAAGGGCCUUUUAUAAACUCAAUAGAAUUCCAUCCAACUUCAAGCGUAGGAUUGGUUGCAGGCUCUAAAGGCAUUGCCACACUAUUUGCAGUAGAUGGCAAAAAAAACAACAAACUGCACAGUGUUGCUUUUGAAAAAUUUCCAAUUUUGUGCGCAAAAUUUUCUAGAAAUGGAGACGAGGCUUUACUAGGCUCAAGACAAGGCCACAUUUUCAGUUACGACUUGAUUGCAGCCAAAGCCAUGCGCUACAACUUGCCCCCAGGCAUGACCCAAUGUAAAAACUUCACAGUUUCACCUGAUUCACAAUUUUUUGCUGUAGCAGGCAAAUGGGGUGAAGUCCACAUCCUUUCUACUAUUUCAAAGGAAAAAAUUGCAACUUUAAAACAAGACAAUGACGUCAGAGCUUUAGAAUACAAUUCAAAUGGGAAUUUAUUGUUUGGGCAUUCGGAUACAGGUGAAGUUACUAUUUGGGAUAUCAACAUGAGACGAGUGAGGCAUAAGUUUAUUGAUGAAGGAUGUUUGCAAGGGUCUACUUUAUCAGCUUCGAUGUCAAACCAGUUUUUGGCUUGUGGUUCAGCUCAAGGCAUUGUAAAUCUUUAUGGAAUGGAUGAUGUUUUGAAAAGCAAAGUACCCAAACCAAGAAAAACUAUUAUGAAUUUAAAAACUGCUGUUACAAGCUUGAAGUUUAAUUCCAGUAGUGAGAUGCUUGCUUUGGCAGCUACUGAUAUUAAAAAUUCUGUUAAGCUGUUUCAUUUGGCUAGUGGUACAGUUUUUAGCAAUUUUCCACCCUUUGAGAGUAAACUGGGGCAAGUGAAUUGUCUUAAUUUUACCCCGGGGAGUGGGUAUUUAGCUUUAGGUAAUCGAAAGUCUGUUGUGUCGUUGUUUAGGCUUAAGUAUUUUAAAAAUUAUUAGAUUUUAAGUACAAUUUGUUAAAGUUCAUCAAUGAAAUUAAAUGUCUGAAGUGCACUGUAGGAAGAGUAAACUUCUUUUUGUAAUAGUAGGGAAUUUAAUGUUAAAAAAUAAAUUGUGUAUAAAUUAUUCUGUUUUAUUUUAACAAUAUUUUCUUACAUUUGAAAUCG
This is a messenger RNA of Ceutorhynchus assimilis (cabbage seed weevil), 1755 nucleotides long. The record is from the annotation of a GenBank genome assembly. NCBI's taxonomy places the organism in Eukaryota, Metazoa, Arthropoda, Insecta, Coleoptera, Curculionidae.